Lachancea fermentati is the source of this 705-nucleotide messenger RNA. The record is from the annotation of a GenBank genome assembly. NCBI's taxonomy places the organism in Eukaryota, Fungi, Ascomycota, Saccharomycetes, Saccharomycetales, Saccharomycetaceae.
AUGUCUGACGUAGAAUCAUUCAUUCAAAGUGAUUUGUUUGAAGAGCCUGAAGAUUUUUACAAGCCACCACCGAAACCUCAUUUUGCGUGUUAUGAAAGAGAAGAGAUUUCUCCGGAGUCUAUGUCUCUGAAAAAAAAUGUGAAGCUGCGGUUGGUUGGCUCGUCGCCACUAUGGGGGCAUUUACUUUGGAAUGCGGGUAUAUACACCUCCAAACACCUUGAUAAACAUCCUGAGCUUGUCAAGGAUAAAUUCGUCUUGGAGCUGGGCGCUGCGGGAGCCCUUCCUUCCUUAAUUUCCGGCUUAAUUGGAGCACGCAAAUGUGUAGCCACUGAUUAUCCCGAUCCUGACCUGUUAGCGAACAUUCAAUAUAAUGUGAAUGAGCAGCUUUACGCUGGAAAGGAGCUGCCGCAAGAGGGCAAGGAUCUAGAAGCAGAGUUAGAGAAGCGAAAUGUAGUGGUUGAGGGUUACAUAUGGGGCAAUGAAUUUGAUCCGAUUCUUGCACAUCUCCCUAAGAAGUCAGAUAAGUUUGACCUCAUCAUCUUGAGUGAUUUAGUCUUCAAUCAUACAGAACACGAGAAGCUCCUUAAGACAACAAAGGAACUAUUAGCUGAGAACGGUAAAGCAUUGGUUGUCUUCUCUCCUCAUAGACCAUGGCUUCUGAACGCAGACUUGGCUUUUUUGAGACCGCCAAAGAGUUUGGUUUAA